CCUGUCUGAUUGCUUCACAACAAAGUCAAAACGCAACACUCCAUAGAGACUAUGGGUCUUUGGCACGUCCCCAGUAGUAGUAGUUGUUCUCAAAGGUUUUACCACCUUUUGCUCUUUCAUGUGCACCCGUUCUGGAUCCAACUCGUGUACUUCCUCUCCAUCUCCCUCUUCGGUUUCAUGAUGCUAAAAGCCCUGCCCAUGAAAACCAGCGCGGUCCCAACACCCUCGGGCCUGGACCUGAUCUUCACGUCUGUGUCCGCGACGACAGUGUCCAGCAUGGUCGCCGUCGAGAUGGAAUCCUUCUCCAACUCCCAGCUCCUCCUCGUGACCCUCCUGAUGCUCCUCGGCGGCGAGGUGUUCACAAGCAUGCUCGGCCUCCACUUCACCUACACCAAGCUCAAGAAGAGAGAAACACAAAUACCCCAUGAUCUCGACGGUAAUAACGGAUUACCGCCGCCAUCGUCUAGCUUAGAGCUCAGAACCAUGGGAGGAGGAGCCCCAGCUGCCGUCGCCGCACUAGAACAAAUGGAGACAGGGUUCAAGAACAACCUUGAUUUCACAUCCAUUGCUAGGACUAGGAUGCUAAUGUUUGUGGUGUUGGGGUACCUCGUGGUGGUGCACCUCGCCGGCUACACGCUCAUGCUAAUCUACCUCAGCGCCGUCGCCGGCGCGAGGGAGGUGCUCAUUGGUAAGAAGAUCAACCCGAGCACCUUCUCCAUCUUCACCGUCGUCUCGACGUUCGCGAACUGCGGCUUCGUGCCGACGAACGAGGGGAUGGUGUCCUUCAAGUCCUACCCGGGCAUGCUCCUCCUGGCCAUGCCGCACGUCCUCCUCGGGAACACGCUCUUCCCCGUCUUCCUCAGGCUCUCCAUUGGAGCGCUCGAGAGGGUCACGAGGAGGCGAGACCUCGGUGAGCUGCUGGUCAGAGGAGGAGGACCUGGACCAGCUGCCGCCACUUCCACCAUAGGGUACGACCACCUGCUGCCGGCUGCGCGCACGUGGCACCUGGCGUUCACCGUAGCGGCGCUCGUGGCGGCGCAGCUGGUGCUCUUCUGCGCCAUGGAGUGGGGCUCCGACGGGCUGCGGGGGCUCACCGCGUCCCAGAAGCUCGUCGCGGCGCUGUUCAUGUCGGUCAACUCGCGGCACUCCGGAGAGAUGGCCGUCGACCUCGCCGCCGUGUCGUCCGCCGUCGUCGUGCUCUACGUGGUUAUGAUGUACCUUCUUCCUCCCCGAGCCCAAGCCACUCAGAUCGAGAGCUUCGGGCUCCUUCUCCAUGGCGAGCAAGCAAGCUUAGCGAGGUGCUGCCCGAUUUUUUUUCUUCAUUUUCGUGAGGCUUUCACCCAUCCAAAGUGUUGUAAAGGUAUCUACCACCUUACACCACAUUUUUGCCCGUGCCGGUGGAAGACCACCACCAGUAUAGGGAGGCACAGUCCGACGAGAAGAGCAAGAUCACCAGCAGCAAAAACAUUUGGCAGAAGCUGCUCAUGUCGCCUCUCUCGUGCCUCGCCAUCUUCAUCAUCGUCAUCUGCAUCACCGAGCGGCGGCAGAUCGCCCACGACCCAAUCAACUUCAGCGUCCGCAACAUCGUCGUCGAGAUCAUCAGUGCGUAUGGCAACGUGGGAUUCAGCACCGGGUACAGCUGCGGUAGGCAAGUGAAGCCCGACGGCAGCUGCAGGGACGCCUGGGUCGGCUUCUCCGGGAAGUGGAGCAGGGAAGGGAAGCUCACGCUCAUGGCCGUCAUGUUCUAUGGCAGGCUCAAGAAGUUCAGCAUGCAUGGGGGUCAGGCAUGGAAGCUGGGCUAACGGUUUUGAAAUUCUAUCACAUAUGCGCGCGCGUUGUACAUUUCUCUCUACGUCGUCCGAUCCUAGCAGCUAUAGAUCUACUGCCUGACUCCGAAGAGUGGUACUUGAACUAGGAUGGAAUCGUGGGAAUGUAUGACCAAGGAAGUCUGUCUGUAAUAUAACAUGAAAAAAUGGCUGCUAGCUUGUCUUCCCCUGAUU
This is a messenger RNA of Setaria italica (foxtail millet), 2000 nucleotides long. RefSeq names its product cation transporter HKT8. The coding region runs from base 52 to 1656 and encodes 534 amino acids. Gene Ontology annotation, biological process: transmembrane transport; monoatomic cation transport. The record is from RefSeq and is a predicted model, not a curated record. Gene Ontology annotation, cellular component: plasma membrane. The transcript is spliced from 4 exons. Lineage: Eukaryota; Viridiplantae; Streptophyta; Magnoliopsida; Poales; Poaceae. Gene Ontology annotation, molecular function: monoatomic cation transmembrane transporter activity.